UAUCAUUCAAGGGCACAGAUACAAAUACAGAUGUAGGUCUAUGUAUGAGGGAAAUGGAGAUAUGCAAAGGGAUACCGGUAGUCUUACUUUGACCCGCCAAGAACGGUGACGGCAAUUAUAAUUUCAUAACCUACAAAAGAAGAAAAGUAUCCUGACAUUAAACAUGGGAAUCUUUCUACAAGUUAAAUAUCACAGUACAUUGUGACUACCUGGUUUCGCAACUCAACUCUCUCUUGAUUGUUUAAGUUUGGUUAUCUCUGAAAGUCAGCUGGUCGAAAUAUACUACGGUCUUGUGGAGAUAGUGGACGGCAAUGCAAAAACAGACGUGUCCAAUCGAAAAGAGCCGGGAAUGUUCUGCGGAGAAAGUGAGCAACCACAAACCUUCAUGUCGGAGACCUCCUUCGUAAAGGUGCUUUUUCAUGUGGAAAACUUCACCGACCAAACGUACUUCAGCUUCGAUACGCGAGCUGAGCAGCAGCUGGUGGUGUACCUGCGCUAUGGUCAGCAUCCAGAGUUGUAUCCCAAUAGGAGAGGAGAGGUUGUUCAGGGAUCAUACUGCGAAAGGAUAUUCAGAGAUUGUCGACUGCAGACUUGUUAUGUCCAAUCGCCUGCCUAUCCAGGAGUCUAUCCUAGGAACCUGCAUUGUAGAUACUAUCUCAACACUAGGCUGCCUUUUAUCAAGCUCUACAUAGAAAACGAAGAGUUUAACAUCGAUGGACAACGAUGUGAAAACAUCAUGACAUGCCCUAUGCGACCUAUAUCUUCAGGUCAGGAGAAUUGUCCGUACGACUACAUAAAAAUCUACGACGGCAAGAACGAGUUCAGUCCCGUAAUAGGGACGUUCUGCGGAAUGGGGAAGUUCCCGUACUCCAUUAUAGGCACAUCGCAGGACCUCUUCGUUGAGUUCGUAUCGUCUCCAGCCGGACCGCUAUUGAACACGGGCUUCCACUUCAAUGUAGGCAACUGGCCGGGUCACGUGGACACCGCGGGAAGCAGAAACGGUACAUGUGAUUGGCUAUUAUCUUCAGAGAGUCUGAGGGCAUCAGGGGACUCAGAAGGCAUUUUUCUAUCUGUUGCACACUGGUACCCUCCACAUACCAGUUGUACGUAUCUCAUGCAAGCAGAGGAAGGGGAAGUUGUGAGACUGUACUUUCCAAGUUUCAGGAUAAACCGAAUUGAAUCCCCGAUUCAGCCUAUCGAAGGUGACUGUGGUGAAUCUCUGACCCUGUACGAUGCAUCGUGGCCAGACGAUUCCAAGAUUAUCAAAACCUUCUGUGAUACAUUUUCCAAGGCGAUGGAAAAACACGAUUUCGUUUCAACUGGAAGCGCUCUUUUUGUCAGGUUUGAGAGCAAGACUGGAAGCUACAGUGGUUCAUCGCUAUACUACUGGGCGCACUACGACUUUUUCAAUAACACGAAACUUGGCGAAGCGGUUCCAGGGAAACCAUGUGACGAAGUGUUUGCAUCCUGGAGGCAAACGAGGGGUUGGGUUCGAUCCCCCUUGAACACCCUUGUCUACAAACACACACAUACGGGGGAGGAUGUCACUUGUUUGUACAGAUUCGUCACCGAUAAAAGACUGUUUGCUAGGGUUAUUCUGACUGUGACAGGUGUAUAUUUCAAGGAUCAUCCAUAUCAACACGGUUCCUGUACCAAUUGCCUGGAAGACCGUGUGGACAAGCUAGUGAUCUGGGAGCCCUUACCACCAGGUGCCAACUCAUCUCAUCCACCAAUUUCGCUCAACAAAGCUGCUCAAACUGGUGAAGUCACCUGUAUAUGCAACAGACAAUCUUACUCUACACAGGUGGUUUCCAGAGGCGAACAGUUGAACCUUCAAAUGAUCGUAGACAGUGCCCACAGCGCUGUUAGUUACUUCAAGCACAAUCAGCCAUUGUUUGAAGCGACUUACGAGUUUGUCCAUGGCCCACUCUGUGGUCCUGCCAUCAUACAACCCAUCACUGACGGAGAAAUACAUUAUCCUUAUUAUGAGGCUAUUGGAUAUGUCGAACCACCAAAAUCUAUAAGGUGUAUAUGGGAAAUCAAAGUGAACAGGGACAGAGACUUUUGGCUACACUUCGAUCGAAUAAAGUUUGCAUCUAAAUCUUGUGACGAUGGUGUCAUAGACAUUUUCCUAAAGGGUCGCCCGGACCCGUACUUAUCACUAUGUGGAGAAAAUGUGACACUAGCGAAAGAGUUACCUAUACUCUCAUCGGCAGAGCUCAGUCCAGAUAGCAGUGAUCCUAGUAUAACGAUACAAUUUAUUGGAAGGACGUCUCCAACGCGUGCCGCCUUCAAGAUCGCCUGGACAGAGAUGUUCCACUUACCUCGCAACGUGGACGCUGGAGGAGGAGGAGUUAGUAGCGGACAGCUGACGUCAUCACGCCUCACGGAGGGCGGGCCCCAAGAAGACCAGCCCUCAGGAGACGGAUGCGAGUUCGCAUGUCCUGGGGAUCGCGGACUGUGCAUACCCGCCAGGCUGGUGUGCAACGGGGUGGUCAACUGCCCUAACGUGUCGCACUAUCGAGGUAGUGCGUUUAGCGACGAAUCCCCCGAGUUGUGCGUGAAAGAAGCGGUGCCAGAAGUGAACUGGAUGUACGUCGGCGCAGCCGCAGUGUCAUUGUUGGUGUUGUUCUGUUGUUGUUGCGUGUGCGCGUGCAAACGCUGUUGUAAAUACUGCUUUAGAGACGACUAGGCCGCGGUGAAUCCCCGCAAGCGUCAUCGGGAGUGAUCGCGCGGUUCCGAUAAGCAGUGUUGCCAUUCUUACGCUAUUUCGGUAAUGGCGUCACGUUGACCCUAGGGCACUAUGAAACUAUCGGUAAACUCAGCACAAAUACAAAUAACUGCCGAGUUCGCUUGCAUUUUAUAGUGCCCUAUCAACUUGUCUGUCACAUAUUAUUAAAUAGAUCACUUAUACAGUUAGAAAUAGUGCCGUUAUAUAUUCACGAAUUAUGAAAUCCAGUUUGCAAUUGCUUCAUCCAUUAUGUAAUUAGGUCACCAUUACUGAAAUGCGUAAAAACGACGUAACUGCUUCUUUGACGAAGUGAGUUACAUGAUUACCUCAGUACAAUCAACAAAUUCUGCCAUUUGUCUAUCUGUAAGCCUCGAAUAGAAAAUGUUGCCAUUAUUCAUUUUAGAGACAAACCACUGUCUAGUUGUACACUAUUUUCUGUCAAGUGUCUAAUCCCCUGAAAUGUGUAGAGACACGAUAUGUGCGUGUACUGUGUGUAAUCAGUAAGAGUUUCGUGUACGGAGAUCUUGACACAACCAUGUUCAAUUGAAAAGCCUUACUGAACUUUUAACUACCCUUUAGUGUAAUGAAUUCGCGCAAUGUUUGAAAAGUCAGUGACGUAUUUCUGCACGUCAUUCAAUAUUUUUCCAAGAUGUUAUACUAAUGAUGUAAUCUUCCCAUAGUAGCCAGCAACUUUAUAGUUUUUGUACAUCGUAAGUUCAAGGCAAUGCCGUUUUCUUUGCUGUUUUUUAUCUGAACUUUAUUCUCAGUAUUAUCCAUUGCUAGACACGAUCGUAACUGUCAUUUAUUGGACCUAUCGUGUCACAAGUCACCGUAAAUACCAUCAGCACAUUUUAUAGGUCUAAAAUAUAUCCGGUCUUCAGGAUCUCCCAAAGUUCUAAUUAUGGAUAAUUGUUACUGAAAAUGGAGUAUCUAGCUAGGAUUAGGCAGUUGCCCUUUAUCCAGUUGUUGUAAUUCAGAAACAACUAAAAGCGCAUGAUGUGAUAUUAAUACGUAAAAUUGAACGUUAUCAUAUACGCCUAGGCUGUAAGUCUUUACGUAGAUGAGUACUCUCUGAUUUUUCAAAAUGCCUCCUAAAAAAAGACUUAAAAAUAAACGCAUGUUGAAAAUGCACCACCAGUGGUAUUUUUAAGGACACUAUAAAAUCCCCUCUAAAGUAGGUUUUUAGGUGAAUUUAAUAUCUAUAACCCAGUGAUUUUAGGCAGGAAGUAAUCAAAUGGUUGAAAAGUUCGUCGAUAGCUGGUUGACUAAUUGUAAGAUCUGCACGAAGAUCUUCUGAAAUACUGAAUUCUGAUUCAAUGAUUUAGAGCAGUAUUUAAUACAAAAAAUUAGCUAACUGCGACUGAUUCAUUCUUUGAAGUCUAAAAUUAUUGGUGUAUUAUUAUUUCGGGUAUUUUCUAAGAAUGCACAUUUUUUACCGGGAGUUAGCCGAUAAAAGCGAUCAUGUUCUAAAAAAUAUGUUAUUUAAAGCCAAAAUAAGAGAUUGUACAUUUUGAUUUUACCCCAUGUACAUAGUUGUGUAAUUUUCACUAAUGUGAUAAAUAAAUCGUAUUGUUUUAAA
Acanthoscelides obtectus is the source of this 4310-nucleotide messenger RNA. Lineage: Eukaryota; Metazoa; Arthropoda; Insecta; Coleoptera; Chrysomelidae. The record is from the annotation of a GenBank genome assembly.